AUGCCUAUGGAACUGCGCAAGCGCAAGGAGGCUCCCGCGCCUCCGCCCGCCCCGGCGCGCAAGAAGACCACCAAGACGACCAAGGCGGCCAGCACGGCCACCAAGGUCAAGGAGGCCGUCAAAGAGAAGGUUGCCGCCGCCGUCGCCAGCACCAAUGGCUCGUCCGACACUGCCAAGCCUGCCGUCGGCGACACCAUCAACCUUGACGGCUUCUGCGGCGAGAUCGAGACCCACGACGGCACCAAGACCACCCUCAAGGCGCUGGUCGACGAGAGCGAGGCCGGCGUGGUGCUGUUCACCUACCCCAAGGCCUCCACUCCAGGCUGA
Molecule: messenger RNA, 327 nt
Organism: Chaetomium globosum CBS 148.51
Lineage: Eukaryota; Fungi; Ascomycota; Sordariomycetes; Sordariales; Chaetomiaceae
Exons: 1
Coding region: 1-327 (108 amino acids)
Source: RefSeq, a predicted model, not a curated record